Molecule: messenger RNA, 2942 nt
Organism: Synchiropus splendidus (mandarinfish)
Lineage: Eukaryota; Metazoa; Chordata; Actinopteri; Syngnathiformes; Callionymidae
Gene: rbm5
Product: RNA binding motif protein 5
Exons: 25
Coding region: 181-2691 (836 amino acids)
Biological process (GO): mRNA splicing, via spliceosome
Cellular component (GO): nucleus
Molecular function (GO): RNA binding
Source: RefSeq, a predicted model, not a curated record
GUGCAUCAUGGGAUAAAGAAGGUGUCGUCGUUCGGCUGACGUGAGAAGACCUUGACCGUAAUAUGGUCGUUUCAAAAACUGUUUUUAUGGCAUAGUUUUGAAACAAUUGUAUCCGUUAGUGACAAAUAUUGUUAUCCAUACUGCAUUGGUCGUUCUUGGUUGCUAAAGCUACCGAGCAACAUGGGAGCCGACAAGAGGAUAAGCAGAACUGAGCGAAGUGGCCGGUAUGGUUCUGAGCAGCGCGUCGAAGAUUUAGACUGGCGAGAGCGGCGGGAGAGGGAUGCUGAGCGUGACCACAACAUGCGGCGCUGGGGGGACGAGAGGCGUAGUGAUCGUUACGAAGGAGAGCGCAGAGGAUCGAGAGACAGUCCAGAGCAAAGAGAGCGAAAAAGGCGCAACAGCGAUCGAUCCGAAGAUGGUUACCACUCAGAUGGAGACUACCCUGAUCAGGAUUACAAAAGGGAUGAGGAGAAGAAGAGCAAGACAAUUAUGCUUUGGGGUCUGGCCCCUCACGUCACAGAGGAAGAAAUUUCUUAUGCUAUUGACCAACUUGAGGGACCCCAACCAGUGGAUGUCAGACUGAUGAAGAAGAAGUCGGGUGAGAAAUGUAUAAGCCGUGGUUUCGCCUUCGUGGACUUUUAUCACUUGCAAGAUGCUACCCGAUGGAUGGAGACCAAUCAGAAACUCCUGGUAAUCCAAGGAAAAGUUGUGGACAUGCACUACAGCCAUCCGAGAAACAAGUAUGAAGACUGGCUCUGCAAUACUUGUGGCCUGUACAAUUUCCGGAGGAGGCUGAAGUGCUUCAGGUGUGGAGCAGCCAAAGUUGAGGGCGAUGCUAAUGGUAAUGCUGGCCCCGCAGAGAAUCCGCCCGGUGGAGAUUUCUGCGGCGACACCAUCAUCCUACGAAACAUUGCUCCUCUUACUACGGUGGAUGCCAUUCUAACCGCCUUGGCCCCCUAUGCCAAUCUGUCGUCUAACAAUAUACGCCUCAUCAAAGACAAGCAGACUGGCCAGAAUCGAGGUUUUGCCUUUGUUCAACUGUCUUCUCCUCUGGAAGCUUCUCAGCUGCUGACCAUGUUACAAGGACUGCAGCCUCCGUUGAAGCUUGAUGGGAAAACCAUUGGAGUCGACUAUGCUAAGAGCGCUAGGAAGGACUUCUUGCUCUCUGAUGGAAAUCGCGUCAGUGCCUUCUCUGUUGCUAGCACUGCGAUUGCUGCCGCCCAGUGGUCAUCAAGUCAGCCUCAACCCAACUCCGAGUCAUCUGAUUACUACAUCCCGGAAGGCUUCAAUCCAAUUCAGCAGGACUACCAGCCCUUCUACCAUCAAGCAGGAGUCAGCACCUCUCAGGAGAAUGGAAUUUUGGGAGCUCCCCCUGCUUUAAAGAUGGUUCAGACUCCCGCGGGAGUAGUUCUCCCUCCUGGUGUGCAGGUUUACCAACCCCAUAUAAUUUCCCAACCUGCUGUCCAGGCGUUACAAAUUGCGCAACAAUUGGAAUCCAAAUCACGGGGUGCAGCUGAAGCUGUGCCUGUUACCUCUGCUGUAGCCUCUGCCACUGCCACAUCAGCAGCCAGUGGACAAGCCGCCGUCGCUAACGCAGCUGCCCCUGAUGUAUCCAGCUACCAGUACGACGAGUCUUCUGGCUAUUACUUUGAUCCUCAAACUGGCUUGUACUAUGACCCAAACACCCAUUACUACUAUAACUCCCAAACUCAGCAGUAUCUUUACUGGGACAGUGAGAAACAGACCUAUGUACCAGCCUCAGUUGAUGCAGGACAAAAUGCUAAUAACACACCUGGCAACAAGGAACCUAAAGAACCAAAGGAAAAAAAGGAGAAGCCGAAGAGUAAAACAGCUCAACAGAUCGCGAAAGACAUGGAGCGGUGGGCCAAAAGUCUGAAUAAGCAAAAGGAGAAUUUCAAAAGCAGCUUUCAACCAAUUUCUCAAGAGGAGCGGCGAGAGGCUGCGGCAGCUGACGCAGGCUAUCUGCUGUUUGAGAAGAAGCAGGCAGGCCUCCUCGACGAAGCCAAUCCUCCAGAAGAGGAAGCUCCAGCCACUUCAGCCAACUCCUCCAAGCUGGGACUAGUGGCAGCCUACACUGGAGAUAGUGACCCUGAGGAGGGAGGAGCUGAGGCGGAAGGGGCCGAAGCAGGCGGGGACAAGAUGACCGACUGGAAAAAGCUUGCCUGUCUGCUGUGCCGCAGACAGUUCCCCAACAAGGAAGCUCUGGUCAGACAUCAACAACUUUCGGACCUUCACAAGAAAAACCUGGAGGUUCACCGCAGAAUAAAGCUGAGUGAAGCAGAGCUGGAGGAGUUGGAGAGACAAGAGACUGAGCAAAAAUAUCGGGACAGAGCUGCUGAGAGGAGAGAAAAAUAUGGAAUACCAGAACCCCCAGCACCCAAAAAGAAGAAGUUUAGCCAACCAAAUCCAGUGGUAAACUACGAGCAACCCACCAAAGAUGGCCUCAAUAGUGACAACAUAGGGAACAAAAUGCUGCAGGCCAUGGGUUGGAAGGAGGGGAAAGGUCUGGGUCGUAAUCAGCAGGGCAUCACUGCACCUAUUGAGGCGCAGCUCAGGACGAAAGGAGCAGGACUUGGCAUCAAGGGCAGCAACUACACUCUCUCCUCCUCAGACACGUACAAAGACGCCGUCCGUAAAGCUAUGUUCGCCCGCUUCACCGAGUUGGAGUGAGCUGAAGCAACUUCAUCAACCAGUUCAACUGGCCACGACUGGCGCGUCUUCUCAUGAAGUACAUUUUCACAGGAGGCCUGAUAAAAGGAAUUUAAUUUAUACUUUGUACAUACGCUCAGUAAGAGAGCGCCUCUUGUUCGACCGGCCGAAAAAUGACGUUUUACUCGUUUAUGUUGAUGGUUUAUUGAAGUGACUGUACAGUUUAUACUUUGAAUACUUGUGUUUGUACAGAAAAUAAAUGACACAAAUGA